GUUAUAAAACCUCCUCGUUUUGCCCUUAUCUGACGUUAUGAUAUGAGCUGAAGUUUCCAACUCGCUAUGUUUGCAAUUUUUAUAAUUGGGUAAAUGUUUAUUAAUUAAAUUAAAAUGGACAACAAAACACAGGAAUCUCAACUAAUAGAAGUCCUAGGAUAUCUUUUAGAAGCGACAAACGACAAAGAGCAGAACGUGAGAGAAGCUACAUCCAAAGCUCUGCACAGCCUUAUCAAAAAGUACCCUCAAGAUGUUGUUGAAAAUAUCAUUUUGUACAGAGAAAAAAAUGGAAAAAUUUCGGAAAAUAGUAUACUUUUAAUCCUGAAUGUAUUGGAAACAGCAGCUCAGGAGAAGAUGCAACUUCCAGAUGAAGUCGUCACAAAUUUGGUGCAAUUCAGCUUCAAAGAGAUGCAGAGGAAUGACAGCAUACCAGCUGCUCAGAGUGUAUCAAGUGACAUCCUCAUUCAUAUAUUUCCCAAUCAUUUCAAACAGGUUUUGGAAUACGUUUUCCUCUACUUGAAACCAGAAUAUGAGCUUAAUGCUUGCUUUCUGACGACGCUAGGUCGUCUGGCUUCAUCGGAUGCAAAAAGAUUCGUGCCAGUUGCUAAAAUUGCCUUGAGUAUUUUGGUUCCAAUGAUGCCACCAUGCAGAAAUGAGCAGAUUCGGAUUGCUUUGUCAUUUGCCGUUGGAAAAUUUAGCGAGGCCAUAUUAGAAUACGUAGGAUAUCUUAGUAAACCUGAUGAUUCACUUUCAAAGGAAACAUUUAGUGAGGAAAUUACAGCCGCUUAUAAUGUGAUUGCUAAUUCAUGGAUCCAAGCUAAAGAAAUAAAGGUCUGUGAAAGUGCGAUAAACUCCCUAGGCCCUAUAUUUACCCUUUUGCCUGAAGGGAAGGCAAAUCAGGCAACAUCCAGAGCCAUAAUUUGUUUAUUGAAUGCUUAUAAAAGGCCAUGUAUUCCUCAUUAUUUGAUCACCCAAUGCCUUGCCACUGUUCUUAAAGCAGCGACUCCGCAAGCGAUUCAGCCUGUUUUAGAUCAGACGCUUCACAGUUUAGGAAAUAUGGUUGUUGUACCACCAGAUUUUACAUUACCACCGACAGUCAAACAGAACAACGAAGUUUUACGUUGUUAUGAUCAUUUGGGAGAACAUUUUCCCGAACGUCUAGGGGAUCUUUUAAUAAAACAUUUAAGGAUGGGAAACGAAAGGGAUAAAAUUGAAGCACUCAUUGUUUGCUCUCAUUUGAUUUUGGGCAGUAAUGAGGUCCUCGGACAAAGGGUUAAUGAAAUAACUUCUGCUAUUCGUGGUGUUCUUCAAGACCCUUCACUUAAGGUGAAAAAGGCAUUAGUAAAAGUGAUAAUAGCUCUAUCGUGUAAAGGAUAUGCACAAAAUGGAAGUGAUUUUGUUGAAUUUUUAGUCCGACAUUGUGCUGUUUUACCGACUCAAAUUGGCCUUGAGCACAAUGAAUUAGCCAAUGUUUGCUCCUCGACUAUUCAACUUCUGAGCAGUACAGUCGAAAAUAUGCAAGAUCUUCUAUGGAACUGCCUUUUGAAACUAGUUACUGACUCAACGUACGACCAUGCCGUUCCCGUUAUAACAAAAGCUCUAACACAAAUCGCCCCUAAAAGAGACCCGAAAUAUUGUGAAGGUGAGCCGAGUAGGGAAUUGGUAUUGUGUCGGUGUUUCGCUCUUCUAGGAUCUCCUUUGAACAGCAACAGGGGCCCAGCCAUUCUUUGUUUUCUACAACAGUUCUCACCUUUUAUAAGUGUACACAUAGCUGAUCUAUGGACUUACAAAUUGCCCCAAUUAAUUAAUUACCUGCAAGGUAAAACAAAACCACAUGUUUCUGAAUGGAGUGAAUCAGAGUGGGAUUCAUUACUUCUUGAAAUGAUUAACAACACUGUGACAACGAUAUCGUGCCAUGAUGGCCAGUGGCCACUUUCUAUGUCAAAACAUCUAGCUGAGUUAUUGACGAUAAAUCAUUUAAACGAUGAAGCAAAUGUAAUUCUUUCUACUCUUGCGAUAAACACAGCUGUAAUAGAAGAUAAAGCAAUCGUGGCUGAACAUCUUGAUAUAAUCUUGUCCAAAUUUAAAACUAAUCAAGUUUCAAUGAAGGAGUGCGCAAGAGCAAUAGGCAUUCUCUCUUCUGCACAUUUAGAUAUGGUUUUGACCAAAUUGGAUACAAUAGCGCAGACCGAACUGAACAGAAGAAAUUCCAGGCUUUGGAAUUUAAUGAAAGAUUCAAAAGCAGAAGCAGAGACUGAAAAAUGCAGGGAAGCGCUUUUAGAGUGUUAUGCUGCAAUUGCAAACAGAUGUCCGCUGAUGGAGUUUCUUCCCAAACUGGACCAACUUACACAAUGGAUUAUGAUACAAAUAACCAGUGCUAAAGAACAAGCUGGAAGGGAUGCUGCACUGGAAGCUAUACUUAACUGUGCUGAGAGCCUAGUCAGGCAUAAGACUGAAACGAAACAUUCGAUUAAAAAUCGGGCCAAUAUUUUAGACACGGUCUUGCAGCUGGUACAACAAAACAAACCUAAUCCAUUGGCAAUAAAAGUCAUUACUGUACUAGUUAAACUCCCACCGCAUUUAGUGCCUGAUUCAAGGCAGCAUAUUAUGAAAACAUGUUUUGAUCGAAUAUUAUCUCAAGAAUCACCUGCAAACGGCUUCGGCAAUGCUGUAUGUCUUCAAACUCUGAAACAGCUAGGUGAGCUUGUCGAAGAACUCCUUCUUGACAGCGUCACACCUGAUAGGCUGGAUGAAAUUACAACUUUACUCGAACCGUGGAUCAAGCACAGAAACUCGACACAAAGGCUCUCGGCCUUAACAGUACUUAGGACGGCACUUUUAGCGUAUUAUCACAACAUGCAACCUGGCUUCGUUACCCCCAGCACAUUUAACCAAAGCGGAGAUAUUAUAGGGACGUUAGUUGUUAGAUACUUCGACUCAGAAGAGUCAGUAUGUAAAGUUGCUGCUCAUUGUAUAGGAAUAGUAUUAGCUAUAUCGAACGUAUACGAUGGACAUUCUCAUGACCCAAAAAUAGAAAGGAUGUUUGAAAAUCUCCCUGAAGAAAACACAUCUUGGCAUUUGACAAAGAUACUUUGUAAUAAACUACCGCAUCCACAACUCCAUAAAUUAACUGGAAGAUUACUCGACGGCCUUACUGAUGUAGACGUAACAGCUUGUUCAAAUGCAUCUGACGUCCUUGCAGCCGUCUUCACAUUAAAAGGGGCUGAAUUGUUUCAUUACAUUAAUGAUAUAUUAGGUUCUUUGAUUCUUCAACUAGUCUCAUCAGGUGGUCAUCCAACUAAUGGUGUUAGAGCAGUGCUUGCUUUGGCGAAACAUCAUCCUAAACUCGUUAUAAAUGUUCUUCUUAAACAGCCAUUACCCCUACAUGAGAGCCUCACUGAUUGCUGGAAAGCAAUAGCGACUGAUGACAAUUUAAAAUCUUUUGCUUUAGAUCACAUUCUUGUCAUAUUGUCAACAUGUGAACUGUUUGAUGAUGAUUCCAAACAGAAUAACCGCCCUAAAACAGCUGCUUUUCAUCCAUUAGCUGCUGUAAGUGGAUUGAGUGAGAUGGUGGCUAGCACUUUUAUAAAAUCAAUUUUAUCAGAAAAUAUUUCGGUUUUGAUACCAGCCUUAUUGACGCUCCUAGCUGCAUUUAUUGGUUCGGCUCCACCGGUUUUAUCGCCAAGUCCGACCAAAUCAAUUCAAAUCAUAACGAAUAGGGAUGCUUACAAAAUUGUUCCCUCAAAGGUUGUAAAAGAUUGCUUACAAAGAAUCCUAUUGGAAGUCGAUUGUAAAACGGGUGCCGAGUCGUUGACGACUACAUCACAGCUUCAGCACAUUGAAUCCCUCGUCGGCUGCAUGCCACAAUUUACACUGGGCAUUUGCCAAAACUUCCAUCAUCUUCUACCUAAAUUGUUGAUGACGUUUAAUCAGUAUUCUACAACUUCAUGUGAAAAUCAGAGGAUAAUAAUUACAGCUUUCUAUGCAGAGUGUUUUUCAGUGCAGUGCUCAUUAGGUGGUUCCGUCGAUUUAAUAGAUAAUCUCAUUUCAAACCUCUUAUCUGCUAUAACUGCCCCAGAUCAAAUAGUCCGUGCUCUUGCUUUAAAGGGUUUGGGUUAUAUUUCAUCUCUAAAUGAACAUUUGAGGAAAAGGCACGAAGACGCAGUUUUGUCUGCUUUGAUGCAGGGUGUCGAUGAUAUUGAUGGAUCAGUACACAUCAGAAUUCCAUUGGAAGCAAUUCAAAGUCUAAGCAAACUCAUUCCAGUUUUAGACUCAUCGGCUUUAAUUAAGAUCCAAGUUCCAGUAGCUAUUAGGAUAAAGCCUUUUUUUGAAAAAGAAGAACUAGGCCUAAGGAGUACUUCAUUAAAACUUUUUGGACAGCUUUGUAUUCAAGGUGAAGAAUAUUCACAAGAUGGUUACAAAGAUCAAGCGCUGUCAUGUUUUACACACCUUCUCCUGCAUGUUUCCGAGCUCGAACCUUCAGUCGUCAAAGCCUGUAAAUUUUCCUUGCGUCAAAUUGCACAUUUACUCAACUCUGAGAAGGUUAAGAAUUUGUUGCUGAACCAUUUAAUAGACGAUGCCGUGCUACAGUUUGAACCGUUUGCGGCCAAACUGGUACAGUCAAUGUCGUGUGAGAUGGAGGAGGUUGGUUCUACUAUGUUUUCAGUUUCACUUUCAUUUACAAAAAGUAAAUGGCCUACCAUAAGAGCAAAUGCAGCAUUACUUUUGGGUUUACUCUACAAAAAUAUGUCAAACAAUGUGAAAGCAAUAAUAUCACCAGAACCAGCCAUAGCAAGACUGAUACAGGUCAUGAAAGAUGAUCAAAAUGCUGAUGUGAGGGCGAAAGCAAUAAAAUCACUCCCAUUAUUUUUAUUAUAGACAAUAGACACAAAACAAUCCCCUCUUUAACAUCUAAAAUAAGUUGGCGGAAAGUUUUCGAGAAAAGGUCGCCUUGUGAUAAAUCCGAUAUUUUUCUCUUUUAUUGUUUUUGGUAGUAUUUCAGAAAAGUCUGAUUCCCCUCUUAUCAUAUAGGCGUGUAGUGUGAGUUAUAGUGAAGUUUAUACCGAUAUUUUAAGUUUUUGAAGUUAUGCUUUUACUACAAUUACUGAUUAUUUUCUUUUGAGAAAAUUGUAGUACAUUGAAAGCAUCAUAAAAGAAAUUGGAAGAAUCGAAUUGUGAGAAAAAAUAUUGCUUGAAUUUAAUUAUUUUAUCCAAAUAUGUUAACAAUAAUAAUUAUUUAAACUAUUUAAGUAUCUUACACAUUCCAGGGAAUUUAUGAAAUAAUAAAGUAUCGCCCAAGUAAACCUGGGAAAUACAUACAAAAUUUGUGUUAUAAAACACCUGCAAAAUUUUAAAUCUAUAAUUUUAGCCAAGACUGAUAGAAUGUGUUGUUCAUUAUACAAUUCCCACGAAAUAUGUGCCUUUGGUAGUAAUUUACAGUGUAUUGUUAAAAAGUUAUGCUUUUUUAAAUUUUUCCGUUAUUUCAAACCUGAAUUUUAAUCUGAUAAAUGUAAAAACAAGUAUUUGGCUGUCGAAUGGAGCCAGUUUUUUUUUGUUACCAAGAUGUUUGUUUUAACUGCAUAUUAUAUUUUACAUACUGUUGUUAUAAAAUUGGUUGUUGUUUGUAAUUUAAAAGAAAUGUGAUGGUUUCUACUUAAAUAUGAAAUGAAUAUUUAUAUAAAUAAUAACAUAUUGGAGUGUAAUCGAGUAACAUAGUGUUUAUGCUGUUUUUAAGUAAGAUUGCUUCAUGUUAAUCAUGCUUUUUUACACUUUAAUAUUUUAUGAAUGUAUUAUUACAUCUAAUAAAUUAUAUAUAUUUGUCA
Molecule: messenger RNA, 5822 nt
Organism: Cimex lectularius (bed bug)
Lineage: Eukaryota; Metazoa; Arthropoda; Insecta; Hemiptera; Cimicidae
Gene: c11.1
Product: maestro heat-like repeat-containing protein family member 1
Exons: 30
Coding region: 115-4878 (1587 amino acids)
Cellular component (GO): cytoplasm
Source: RefSeq, a predicted model, not a curated record